This is a messenger RNA of Scylla paramamosain (green mud crab), 3839 nucleotides long. RefSeq lists its product as uncharacterized. Gene Ontology annotation, cellular component: nucleus. The transcript is spliced from 2 exons. Lineage: Eukaryota; Metazoa; Arthropoda; Malacostraca; Decapoda; Portunidae. The record is from RefSeq and is a predicted model, not a curated record. Gene Ontology annotation, molecular function: metal ion binding. Bases 63 to 722 code for a protein of 219 amino acids.
UGAGAAAUGGUUGAGUACGAUACCGGUUAUAAGUGACAGGCGGCAGAUUGUAAACAGUCAACAUGGCGGCGGGCUUGGUGGAUUACGGCUCGUCUUCGGAGGAGGAAAACGAAGAGGAGCUGGCCAAGGAGAUAAGCACAAGAAUUGCAGACCAGAAGGCAGUCAACUACUUUGAGUCGCCGGGGGAGAAGGGACAAGCCAAGAAGACCAAGAAGAAUGAGACCAAAAAGCAGGAAGUUCUGGUCAACCCGCUGCGCAAGAGUGGCCUUCCGUCGCCCUUUGAGAACGACUCCUCUGCCUCGGUGUUCUUCAACCCGUUCCACAAGGCGCAGGAGGACAAGAAGACAGUUCUCGAGAAACAUGUGAAGAUGACUGAAAACCCCAAAGAUGUGCUGGAGAUCAACGGGAAAAAGAUCUGUUGGAAUUACCGAAAGGGACGGUGCAAGUUUGGACACAACUGUAAAUAUGCGCAUGAUUCCGACAUCAGUAAGCCGUCUGAGCCCAAAGAGGCUCAGAGUAACCUUAACUCGACCACAACGGCAACAGCCCUGUACGGCGACACGGCAGCCAGUCAGGUCUCCGUCACCGAGUCUGUUAUCGAUGAGCUGUCAGCCAAGAAGAAGAAGCGUCCCGGCCUGUCUGAAGGGAUAGUUCCUAGCAAAAAGGUACAAAAGAUUUAUCGCAAGCAGCAGGCCAAGGAGACCCCCUGGCUGCUCAAAUGAUUAGUGCGUCCUGUUUCUCAAUGACUUGUGACAAUUCCUGAGUGAGGUUUGUUGGCAGGUGUAGCAAGUUGUGUUAGCAGAUUUUAUUUUUGUAACAAUAUGCAGUGUCACGAUUUACAAAAGUGCUUUUUAAGAAGAGAAAUCUGCACUGAAACAAAAACUUUUAAGCUUUUAACAUGGACUUGCUAUCAGUGGACGAGUUUUUGUUGACCGAAAGUUUGUAUUUAUAUUUUACCAACGUUUGCAUCAGUAUUUCCCGCAAUGCUGGGUAACCUAAACACACUCAUUUGGCUGAGGCUAAGUAUAAAACAUCCAGAACACCACGAACCUUGAACCUUGCAUUACAAAAGAGACAAGUGUUGCUUUGUGACGGUGAAGCCAAAGAUAAUGAUAGCUGCCUUUGUGCUGUUACUUAGUCACUCUCUCAUGAUGUACUGUUGAUUCUUAAGUGCACGGUGAGCCACACGCACAGUUUAAGUUGGAAAUGAACUCACCUUUACACUCACUUCUGCACUCAUCUCAAGCCCUCUGGUGUGCUAAGGAUCUGUUGGUUGUGUAGGAUUAUCACAAGACUGGAGGACUUAAGAUUGGGAGGCUAGAGUGAAUGGAGAUGAUUACUCAAAUCCUGACUGUAUCUGGCCACUCUUUAAGCAUCCUGACUUGGAGUAUUAGAGCCUCAAAUUAUCUUGGCAUCUGGCUGUUCUUUGCAUCUCUGUCAGGGGUUCAGUCUCCAGCCUGGCUCUCAUUGCUGAAGAUAUAAUCCACCUUCAAAUCAGCUGCAUCUUGUUUGGUCUUGACAAAGGGAUGCUUGUGUGGGAGGAGAGUUACUGAUACACUCGGCAAACCACACCAUCUCUUAACCUCACUUCAUAUACAAAAAAAGCAUGCAUUACAAAACUAAGUCUUUUAUCUUCACAAUCAUAACCUUGUAUUUAUCUACAUAGAUGUAAGACUUGCAUGAAUGUACAACUGAGACAUCUCUGGAACUAAACUGGCCUCUACUGUACUACUGCUGAGGGGAGAGGCAGACUGGUGGGCAUUAUCUGUGGAGCUAAACUGGCCUCUGCUAUAUUACCUUUUUUGGGUAGUGGCAGAGUGGUGGGCAUUAUCUCUGGACUAAAUUGGCUGCUAUCGUAUUACUGUUUAGGAAGUGGCAGAUUACUGGCCACUUUUCCUCCUUAUUUCCUUGUCAAACUUCCUUCACUUAAAGAAGAAAAUUGAGUAGCUGAAAAUAGGAAAAAGAUUAAUGGAUAGUCAAAUAGAAGGGAAGAGAAAAGUAACCGUAGAUGUCUGUUCCAUUCAUCUGUGUGGGAUUGGUGUUUUCACAGGCUUCCUCCUCAGCUGGGUCAGUAUUGGCAUUAACACUUCAUUGAUAUUUGGGCCAGUAUAUGUGCAAUGGAAAGGUGGAGUAGUGCUCGGAAAAUACAUCCCUUUAUUCCUCGUUGUAAGGAGUCAUGUAGUGUUGCCUUCUAUCACACUUCCAAGAUUCAGCCACUUGACAAUAAGAUAAUAAGCACUUUUUCCUCAUAUUUACUAAAUGAAGGUUGGAUUAGUGCUUGGAAAGUAAUGAAUCUCCUCCUCCCACACUGAAAAGAGCCAUAUAACAUUGCCUCCUAUCUCCUCUUAAGUCUUCACCACUUGGUGAUAAGAUAGUAAGCACAUUUCUGUGGUACUAACUACAGUGAAUGUUGGAUUAGUGCUCGGAAAGUAAUGCAUCUCCCCCUGCUCCAUUGUAAAGAAUCAUAAGCAUUGCCUCCUUUCUCCUCUCAGUCUCAGCCACUGGAUAAUAGGCACAUUUCUCCACUACUACAGUGAAAGAUGGAUUAGUGCUUGGAAAAUUAUGCAUCUCUUUCUCCAACACUAAAUAGCAUUGUUUCUGUCACAUCUGUAAGUCUUAACCACUGGAUAAUAAGCACACUUCUCCCUGGUACUUAAUACGCUGACAGUACCACCACAGUACGUACACACAUGUAUAUAUUUUUACUAUAAUAUAAAUACUUUUGUAAACUUUGAAGUCCUAGCCUGUGAUAAACAUUUGUAAUGUAGCCAUGUGUUGAUAUCAAAGUGCAUGUCAUGAGUGUCGGGAGCAGGGCUGCCUUAUCUUACUCACAACGGUACUGUGUUGUUCUCGCGUCCGUGUUCUCAAGUGUUUCGGCAUGUCUCGGUUAUUUUCAUCAGGCUGUAGCAGAAGCUGUUGGGAAGGGUAUCUAAGUGUAUUUAAGGGUGUUUCCAUGAUUCUGGUGAUAGUUUUAGCAACGAUUCUACACCUGUUAGGGAAAGAGCACCCAUGAGAACCUGACUGAUCAUCUCUGUGGCCUUGGAAGAGAGAACAAAGCAUUUAGGUUUGAGCAUUUAGGUCACUGGGAUGUGUCAGAAAUGAGAAUGCACACCCUUAACAUGGUUGUGCUGAGCUGUGUCCACUCCUGGCCCUUGUCUGAAGACAAAGAGUAGCUGGGAAUGUAGCAAUGGAUCAGUCAAGGCCAACACACUGACUGUACUAUAAACUGUCUGUACUUUUAGGUGAAGCCAAGAUAAUAAGCUGGUUGGUGUCUGUGUUGCCUUGACUGUCUUGCUGCUUCUAAAAGCUACGCCACCUAAUUGAACUGGAUGUUAUGCAGUGUGAUAACUCUCAAAGAUUCAUGUUAAGUUGAGUGUUAGUUUAUGUAGAGUAUUAUAGACCCUCAGUGUACACUUCCUAGGAGUGUUAGAUGAUUCAUGAACAACACAGUGAUGGGUUCAAGAAAUUGAUACAAACCUGCAUUAGGAGACUCGUUUCAAAAGCAAAUCAAAGAACUUGGAGAGCUCACGAUGCAAAAAAAUAAAAUAAAAUAAAACAAAAAAAAGUGUUGGCUCUUUUAAAAAUUUACUUUAUAAUACUGACAUGCAUUUUCUAUUUGUGAAUAUUAGUGAAACCACACUUGUUAUGUUAGAUUUCCAGCAUCGACUCAAAUAUUUAUACAAUUCUCCCUCUCAGAUAUGCAGCUCUUGUUCGCAAGUGUGGCGUUACCCUCUAAGUAUCCAUGUAUAUAAAUUACACCUAAGAAAUUAAGGUUUUUGCAAUAUUUUGUAAAUUAUAAAACUCAUCUGACAGUGUAUAAUAAUGAUUGUACUGAUGAA